Molecule: messenger RNA, 1175 nt
Organism: Cryptomeria japonica (Japanese cedar)
Lineage: Eukaryota; Viridiplantae; Streptophyta; Pinopsida; Cupressales; Cupressaceae
Product: putative H/ACA ribonucleoprotein complex subunit 1-like protein 1
Exons: 5
Coding region: 248-841 (197 amino acids)
Biological process (GO): snoRNA guided rRNA pseudouridine synthesis; ribosome biogenesis
Cellular component (GO): box H/ACA snoRNP complex
Molecular function (GO): box H/ACA snoRNA binding
Source: RefSeq, a predicted model, not a curated record
CUAGACGGCACAAAACCCUAAUUUAGUGCCAAAGUCCACAAAACCCUAAACCCUAAAUCCUCAAAAUUAAACCCCCAAAAAAACGAAUAAGAAAAUAAACCUUGAUGAUUCUCAUGUCAUGAUCGGCACCGGAAUCAACUCAGCCAGGCUUUGUAUAUCUUAGUUCUGUAAUAGAGCUUUCUUCUGUAUAUUCGUGCAAAGAAGUUGUUUUGCAGAGCCCUUUUUUAAGUUUCACAGAGAAGAAAAAAUGAGACCACCAAGAGGUGGAGGGGGCUUCAGGGGAGGAGGCAGAGGCUUUGGUGGCGGUCGCUUUGGUGGCGGACGCGGUGGAGGUGGAGGUGGAAGAGGUGGUUUUGGAGGAUACCGUGACGAAGGCCCUCCUUCUGAAGUUGUUGAGGUUGCAUCAUUUGUCCAUGCUUGUGAAGGAGAUGCAAUAACCAAGCUCACCAAUGAGAAAGUUCCUUACUUCAACGCUCCGAUUUUCCUGCAGAAUAAAACUCAAGUAGGAAAAGUUGAUGAAAUUUUUGGUCCCAUCAAUGAAGCUUAUUUCUCUGUAAAGAUGAUGGAAGGUAUAAUUGCUACCUCGUAUACUCCCGGAGACAAGUUUUUUAUUGAUCCAGCAAAGCUGCUACCUUUGCAGAGGUUUCUUCCUCAACCAAAUGAGAAGUCACAGAAUGGAGGCAGGGGUGGUGGCCGUGGAGGACGUGGAGGAAGAGGUGGCCCACGAGGUGGUGGUCGUGGUGGUGGGUUUCGUGGAAGAGGUGGACCUGGGGGAGGAAGAGGUGGUCCACGAGGUGGUGGUCGUGGUGGGGGUGGAUUUAGGGGCAGAGGAAGAUAUUGAUGGUAAUUUUGUGGAUUUAGGGGCAGAGGAAGAUAUUGAUGGUUAUUUCUCUAUGCGGUGGUUGAUUUCUUGUGACAGCAGUGUAAUCUAACUGAUGUUUUUCCUUUGAAAAUCUUAUCACUGCUGCAAUAUUGCCUUUACCUUAAUGAUGGCAAAGGCACCCCUGAUGAUAGAAGUAGUUCAGACUUGACGACGAUUCUGAUCUUUUAAUUUUAUGGGUAUGUGUUUACCUGUGGUAUAAACAUUUAGAUAUUGAUGCAGAUUGCAAAUCUGUUGAUAUGUAUCAAUGCAAACAAUAAUGGAAUUUUAUGGUACAGAUAUUAUUUGUGUUUAA